This is a messenger RNA of Sebastes umbrosus (honeycomb rockfish), 1263 nucleotides long. RefSeq names its product CD209 antigen-like protein E. Lineage: Eukaryota; Metazoa; Chordata; Actinopteri; Perciformes; Sebastidae. The transcript is spliced from 6 exons. The record is from RefSeq and is a predicted model, not a curated record. The coding region runs from base 194 to 934 and encodes 246 amino acids. Gene Ontology annotation, molecular function: signaling receptor activity.
CUUUAGACUAAGAGUGUUCAUGUGUGCCAUUACACGGAUGUACUUACAAAAAAAAAUAGUGUUAGUGGUGGAUGUUUUUUGUACAAGAUAUUCUCAUCACCUCAGAAAUUUGUGACUUCCUCUUUUUUCAGCAUUUACAUGUAGUCUGUGCUGACAGCUGUUUUCUAGGAAAUAGUUGUCAUUCUCAUGAGCGAUGGAAGAAAUCUACGCCGAUGUUAAAUAUGACACGUCUGUUGACCCAGGACCUUCGACCAAUCCAACAGGUCCCAGGAGCUCAGAGAAAAGAUUUUGUAGAGCUGUUGAUCUCUGUCUGGGGCUGCUGAGUGUUUUCCUGCUGGCUGGACUCAUCGGCCUCCGUGUCCACUGUGUACUUCGUUGUUCAGCUUCAGAUCUCUCUACUAUCAAAGACAACCUGACUGAGCGUCUCCAGGCCAGCGAUUACAAGCUGUCCUCUGUGUCUGCAGAGAGAGACCUGCUGAACGCCAGCCUCACGGAAAUGGCUAAAGAGUUGGACAGGCUUCAGAGUUUGUUCAAAGAGAAUAAAAUGUGUCCACCAGGAUGGACGAAGUUCAGUUCAGCCUGUUACCUCCUCUCUGUUUGGAGUGGUUCCUGGGAUAAAGGCAGAGAGUACUGCAGAAACAGAGGAGCCGAUCUGGUGAUGAUUGAAAGCGCUAAAGAGCAGACGUUUGUUGCUGGGCUCACCAAGAAAAUGACUUGGAUUGGUUUGAAUGACAAAGAUGUGGAGGGGACCUGGAAAUGGAUCGAUGGAACUCCACUGAUUCUGAAGAACUGGGCGUUGAACGAGCCGAAUAAUGGUGGUGGAAAUCCAAAGUUGGGUGGAGAGGACUGUGCACAUAUCAGAGCUGAAACCCCUGAGUGGAAUGACCUGCCGUGUGAAACUGUUAUGCCGUGGAUCUGUGAGAAAAUAGCUUAAUGUUGCUUAUAUGUUAAUGCAACCCAGUUGCACAGCAGUUCGUGAAGUAGUCACAAAAUGUAUUGAUUCUUGUACACAAAUUCCUCAUUUUUUUUCAGGAUGGUCAGCAAGAAAUCAAUUUGUAUGUAAUCCACGUAAUUGUGAACCGGAAAGUAUACCGAGUGGCGAACGCAGCAUAUGGAGGAUAGAGGGUAGAUGGGUGGGCUCGAAAAGCACAGGAUUUUACCCAGGAGACCGCUGCUGGUGUCCCGUGUUAAACUACAAGUCAAAGCUGAUUUAUUUGUCACUUAAGUUAUGGCACUUCUGGAGUUAUUUUAACCAAAACCACG